GCAGAGCGCGCGGUUCUCCGUUGCUCCCACAGAGUUGAUCAGUGUCCGGAUACCUGAUGGAUGCGAUGACAGGUGGCUGACCAAAUAAAAAAACUGACGUGUCAGUCAGGACACACAGAGCCAGUCUCAGUAUCGAUUAUCGAUCGAUUACAGGCAGCUGGAAGUGUGUGAGCGGAGUUCAGCGCUUUAAACCUACAGGACUCUACUUUCUCCAUUCAUCCAUCACCUCCUCCUCCGGGAUGAAGACCCCUCUCAGCCCCUCUCAGCUCCUGGAGAGAGGGCAGAUCUUUGCCUUUGGAGGGAUGUGUCAAGAGCUGAUGGACCCGCCUAUUCCCACCACCAUCAGUCUCUCCAUGCAGCAGAUCCCAUCCACAGGUCAGAGCGGGACUUACUCGUUGUGUGAUGUGUGCAACCUGCAGCUGACCUCUGCAGCUCAGGCCCAGCUGCACUAUAAUGGCAGGUCUCACCUCCGGAGGGUGAGACAGCUGCAGGCUGGAGAGACGGGACAACAGACAUCAGCAGGGGCUCAGUCCAGAUCUCUUCCCCAGGCCACAGGGCUCAGCUCCCAGCCUGCUGGACUAACUCCCACCCCAGGCCUCUGCCCAGGCCUCAGCGUUCCUACCAGCACCACUUCAGGAAGUGGGUGUGGUGCAGUGGGAGGAGCGUUGCCAGGGCUAAUAGGUGCCACUGGUCCCUCUGUGAUGAUGAAACCGUUCCUGUCAUUUCCUGUUGAGACAUCAUCACCAGUUGGACUUUUCCCAAACUUCAACACGAUGGACCCGGUGCAGAAGGCCGUCAUCAACCAUACCUUUGGUGUCACGUUGGUACCUAAGAAAAAACAGGUCAUCUCGUGUAACGUCUGCCAGCUGAGGUUCAACUCUGACUCUCAAGCAGAAGCCCAUUACAGAGGGAGUCGCCACGCCAAGAAGCUCAAGUCUCAGGAGAAUAAAGUCAAGGCCAAGCUGUCAAUCAACGGAGAGACCAAUGGGACCAGCACAAGUCCUUCUGGCCACACCCUUCCUGUAUCUGCUAACAGCAGCACCAAUCAGAACACAGAGCUCUUACCCAGCCUCAUGGACUCCACCUCUCCUAUCAAACCCUUCCACCUUCUCUCCUCCUCCCCGCUCUCCUCCUCCUCCCCCUCCUCUAGCAGAGCGGGGAGCGAGCCUCCUCCCUCCAGUCCUCCCUCUGCUCUCCCCGCCCCUGGCCUCUCAUCCUCCUUUUCCUCCUCCUCCUCCUCCUCUUCUUCUUCUUCUUCUUCUUCAAAAGCCUCCCCGCCUCCCCCCCUUUCAGCUCCUGUCAUCUCUUCCACGCUCCCGGCUCCUCCCGCUCCUGCCUCUCAGGCCGCCUCCCAGGAUGCUCCUCUCUCUGUUGAGUCGGAGGAGGAGAAGGCAAAGAAGCUGCUGUAUUGCUCGCUGUGUAAAGUUGCUGUCAACUCGCUGUCGCAGCUGGAGGCUCAUAAUGCAGGUUCAAAGCAUAAGACAAUGCUGGAGGCUCGGAGCGGUGCUGGGCCGAUCAAGGCGUACCCUCGACCCGGAGCCAAGCUGAAAAAUGGGAGCACCUCCAUAGUGAAGGGCUCGGGCCUGCAGAACAAAACCUUCCACUGCCAGAUCUGUGACGUUCAUGUCAACUCUGAGAUUCAACUCAAACAGCACAUCUCCAGCAGGAGGCACAAGGACCGAGUGGCGGGAAAACCCAGCAAACCCAAAUACAGCCCUUAUAACAAACAGCAGCGCGGCACACUCACCACGGAGCUGGUGAAGCCCUCCCUCUCUCCCUCUUUCCUCACCACUCCCUUCGCUCCUCCGCCCUCCUCCCUCUCCAACACCAUCUCAAUCCCUCCUACCUCUCUCUCCUCAUCCCCCCUCCUUACCCCCUCCUCUCUCUCCUCCUCACCUCUCCUCACUACCACCUCCUCACCUCACCUCACCACUGCCAUCACUCUGCAUCAUCGCCCUCCUGCCUCAUCGUCACUCUUCACCGCCUCCUUCCUGCGUCCAGCUCCUGGACCAAUCAGAGCGAGCCAAGGUUCGAUUCUUUUCGCACCCUACUGAGGGCAUUGUUGAAGGUGGUGGAGUCAAAGCGGUAACUCUGAACGUCUGACCUUCUGAUUGACUGAGCUACAGGAGCGGGAGAGAUAUGAGCUCUGCCAUCAAGGCUGCAGGGAUUCAAACCUGCAGCCUUCUCACCUGACUGAGGCUUCAAAAUGAGACAGGAACAGAAAGCACCUUGUCCCCAUCCUCCUGUCUGGAUCACACAUCCUUUUCACAGGUCUGAAAAUUCACAGCUGAUCGGACAGCAACGUGUGAUGAUUUUAACCAAACAGAAAGUUGAUCAUUAACAACCCACACACAUGAAACCACACACCACAGAGGAUAGAAGGUUUCUACAUAUCCUGGAAAAGGCGUGUUUUUUUUUUUUUUUUAAUGUAGUCAUGGAUGUCUGGUAAUGGUGAAGUCCUGGAAAAUUACAGAACUUCUCCUAAAGCAAUAAAUGGUCCUGGGGGGGGAAAUCAGGGUGCAGUGUUCUGUUACCAUUUGUGAAUUUUGUGCUUCAGAUAAGAGCAAUUAAAAUGUCAAAGUUAAAGAAAAAUAUUUGCAAUAAUCAACUUGUACAUGAGAAAACUCCUGGACCUCAUCCUUUACCUGGUUUAAAUGUUUUAUAUAAACAUGACAAAGAUAUACCAGCGUCUUUGUUAAUACACAAAGAUAAAUGAGAAAGUCUGGACUCAGAAGAACCCCACUCAGGUCCAGUUUGGUUCCUCCCUCUUUAGCUCUGUCUCAAACCGUCUCCUUUGAAAUAUGAAGCUCUUCUUCCUCCUGCUGGAGGAAUCGACCAGCAAAAACCUGAUGUCAUAUCAGCACCAGGCUGUGAUGCCACAGGUGUCCGCCCUUAGAUGUGUCUGUGCUCGAUGUCCAUGUCAUUCCAAACAUACAGCAUUUCAGGCGCACCAAAAAAAUGCAGAGAGAAAAAAUAGAGAUUAAAAAAAAAAAAAUGCUGAUGUCAACAAAUCUCCUGAAAAGUCCAGAAUGUGUCUGUCCCCAAGCCCUAUGCCACAUCAAGCCACCCAAGGCUUCCUAUCCGGCCCCCAAAAAUAUAAAUUAUUGUGGGUGAUUAAACAAUAAACAUAAAAAUAAAACCACGAGGCUGAAAUACCUUCAUUAGGUUAAUGGGAGAAAUUUCAUUUCCCCUCUGACAUCAACUUCUGAGCAUCGGGCUUGACAGCUGUCAGGCUUAUGUCUCAACAUAUUUUAAAAUUUGAUGAAUUAGUAAGUUAAUUCAUCUGGAGACAAAAUGAUUGUCUCCUUUAGUGAUGUCAUUGUGUUUCAAAGUUUUUAACUCAGAGAGAAGAAAGAUAUAAAAACGUAUUAACAUGAUGACCAAACUAUGGUCAGAGCUAAAAGUAAUACUGUAUGAGUCCUGCCACUGGUUUUGAAUCUUCUUAUUUAUAAAACUUACAAACCUGAAAAAUUAGGCGAAAAGACUAAAUCAUCUUUGAAACCUACAGUUAGUAACGUGAUUAAUUGAUGGCAAUUAACCUCCAAAACAUAUUGAAAUAUUGCGAGGACAUUAUCUAAGUGUCCUAAGUUCCUGCCAAGGUAAUAAGAAUAUUAGGGUGGACAAUUUUUUUUUAUUCUCUUGCAGCCAAACUUUUAGAUUUAUGCAAUAAAAAAAUCCAGUGAAGGUCCGUUUUAAACAGGUCAGCAUCUUUUGACAAAACUCAGCCAAAACACCCCAAAUAACCUUCAUCAGAAAGUCACAUUCAUUACCUUAACUUGCUGUAUGUUUGGAACCUGAGUUUGAACUUGUGUACGGUUUCAUCUGAUGUCUACAGUUCUAAUGAUGUCUGUUGUUGCCAUCUUCACUGCCAGUGAGUGACAGAACUGAUCCGCACCCUGGACCGGCCUACUUGCUGGUUUUACAGCAGGGGGAGAAAAAAAAAGCCCUUUUGUUCUGAUUGUUGCCUGGUGUGGACUCUCAGCCGGCUGUUUGUGUUUCUGUCAACCUUCCUGCUGAAUCUGAACUGAACUUCAUGAACUUAACUCUUACUGUACCUGACAUUCUGAUCACAAGAGUCAAAGGAACUUUAUAAGACUUGAACACAUCACUGGAACUUUUCACAACCUGCAACAGCAAAAGAACGUCUUCCUGGGGGGGGGGGAGCUUUUCAUUGAGCAAAAGAGAGAAAAAUAAAUGUGUCUGGUUGCUUUUUCAGUGCCCAAAUAAUUGGUUUUACAGUGGAUGUUGUAAAUAUUUACCCAAAGCUUUUUAACGACUUUUAGACAACCAUCUGAUCUACUUUUAGAAACUUUGGUCCAGAAAAAGAGUUCCCAGAUGGGGUCCAAUAAGCUUUCCUCUAGUGCCCCCUUCAGGAUCACAUCAUAUUUGUUUCAGGUGGUUGUUUAAUAAUCGUGAAAGGAGGUUUCACAGAACCAGAAGAAACCAUAGAAGCAUUUCCAAAAGCUCAAAGGGAAGUGUUAAAGCUGAUUUUUAAGAAUUCUUAAUCACACAUAUCCCCAAGUUUUUUUUGUACCUGAACGUCUACCAGCAAUGCGAGUAAUCUCCUGAUUAGAGUUUCACCUGAGAGUCACCUGCUCUGCUCUGUGAGCAGUUCAUUGAAAGGCAUGUGAAGCUGUGUGUUGAGUCUCAUUGGCUGGAGUCAGUACGUCUCUGCUGCUCAACAAGUGACUCUGGCAGACAAACAGAGAGCUGUUUAAUGCUGGUCAGGCCCUUAAGUUAUUCACAUGACUUUACUCUCUCAGUCUCUGUCGUGUAGGUCGAUCUGUACACGGAGGUAAGACCACGUCUCCCAAAACAACGGUAAUGUACUGUAAGAUGUUUUAAAAUCAUGGGCUAUCAAGUAGUAAUGUGUGCGUGAAUGUUAUCUUCACAAUUUUUCUUGAAAAUCAAAACCAAUUGCCUCUGUAUUUCCCCCCAAAAUAAUAAUAUAUAUUUUUGAAGACUCUAAAUACAGAGGUUAGGUUUGAUGUUUCUCUCUGUUCAAACAAAUCCUACAGCAGCCAAGUUCACUCCGAAUUUUCUCCCCUUUUGGGAAAAAAAUGAGAUUGGUUGGUCAAACAGUCUGCGUUGUCGCUUCCCUCUAUGCAACAAAAACAACAACAAAAAACUGUCAUAUAAAACAGGAAAAAUACAAAUAACUGCAUGCAUAGUUCAGCAGGGAUACAAACUUGUCAGUGUUAGUCUAGACUCAAUGAAAAAGGCAUUUCUAACACUUCAACACUCCACCAUCAGACCCCUUUAGACACACAGAGAGUAUUACAUCACAAUGUUAUUAGAGCCAGCGUGGACAAGAGGAGCAAUUAAAGCCGCCAACACCACUUUAAAUCAAAACAUGGGCAUGGAAAGGUUUUACCCUGAAAGAUCUGACAAAAUGUUAACCUCUCCUUCAACAGGGAAAGUGCUGAUGCUAAAAAAAAAAAAAAAAAAAAAAGGUUAUUUCUAUGGUUUCAAAUGGUCAGUAUUCUCUCGUCUGUCUUCCUGCCUCCUCCUGGAUAACUUGAAGCAUCUCAGUCUUCCGAUAAUGAACAGAUUAAGGACAUUUGUGUGUGUGUGUGUGUGUGUGUGUUUAUCUAUGCAGUAUUUGGUCUCACGGUGCAGUCACUCUUAUCUUUGUCAUCUGGAUGCAACUGUUUAAAAAAAAAAAAAAAAAGAAGACAAAGUGUCAAAUCCAUGUUGAUGAUGUGUGAAGCCGCUUUUUGAAGCUCUGAGCCGUUCCAACUAAACUUCCUCCUCCGUCUAUUGAUGUCAACUUGAUGCAAUAAUGUACAGAUCAGCUGCUGCUUUGCUACACACUCUGCUUUCUUAUCAGCAAUACCGAGGCCUGAGAGGUCUCAAUGCAAAGUCCUAAAGUCGUUGUUACUGGGGGCGAGCCGCAAUACGAGAAAAAAAAAAAAAAGAAAAAAAUCACACGCAUUGUUUGUAGAUGAAAUGAUGAUGACUGACCAGUUCUCUUCUGUUGUAAUGUUUUCUGUUCAAAUUGAGAUUGUGCGCACAUGUAUGUUGUCUCUUCCACCUCGGGCCCGUUGAAGAAAGAAGGUUCAACAAACUCUCAGUCUAACCCUGAGCUCUGAUGAUUCACCCUCAGGUGGUAGACUCGGAGUUUUGCUGAUUCAUAGUAACAGACUAAGAGCUUAAGUUACCUCCCUCUCUGGAACGGGCUUGAGUUACCUGUCUUUCUCGGGUUUGAGCGACCUCCCUUUCUGAAACGUAAAACCCAGACUUUCCUUGAAUUCAGGGUUAACAGACUCGGUGUUUGCACUAAACCUGCUUACUGAAACGGGCCCCUGAUUGAAUCUCUUUGCGUCCAAAUACAAUCUUGUCUUCCCUCAACCCAGAGGACGUCCAAACAGUGAAUAAUAUCAGAGUUUAAAGGAGCAGUUCAAUCACUUUUCUAGAGCCUCGUCCUUAACCGGACAAUAGUUGUUUUCAGCAAUUGACACAAAACACAAUUUGAUGUAGAGAGCAUUAUACGUGAUUGUCCUCAAGAGGUAAAUUUGUCUCGGGCAGAGAAAACACACAGCUCAGAGCAACUUACAUGAACAAGCAUAACACAAGAAAUGACAACAAUAAAAGACACAGUAAGUAUGCGGCCGCUUCGAGAGCCAGGGUUGUUUGUUGAGGUAUUUGCAAGAAAUGUAUAUUUCAAACUUGAACUGAAGCAAAAAAAAACAAAAAACAAGACUUUUUUUUUUUUUUUUUU
Messenger RNA from Labrus mixtus (cuckoo wrasse), 6721 nucleotides. RefSeq names its product zinc finger protein 385B (gene znf385b). The record is from RefSeq and is a predicted model, not a curated record. Gene Ontology annotation, cellular component: nucleus. Lineage: Eukaryota; Metazoa; Chordata; Actinopteri; Labriformes; Labridae. Gene Ontology annotation, molecular function: nucleic acid binding; zinc ion binding. Bases 240 to 2054 code for a protein of 604 amino acids. The transcript has 12 exons.